AUGUUUCGUCAAGCAGCAGACGGAACCUCCAAACUGAUGGGGCGGCGCAAGAUGUUUAUCAAAAAGACGGAUCCAAGGUCGGGCGAGAUAUAUUAUGUCCUCAACAAGUGGUCACACGCUCCAAAAUCGCCUCCAGAAAACGAUUACUUUGAGGCCAAUGGCCUUCUGCUUGACCUUGACGACAUGUUUAGCAAGCACGUGCGACCAGCUACAGAAAAGGAUGACAUACAGGCACUUAAACUGUGGUCACGAAAUCCGAAGGAAAAGGCCAUUCGAAAAAAUCUUUACAAGCUCGAAAAGACGUUGGACGAAUCGAGGUUGAGGGUCUUCGAAGCACGAUCGAGACCAUUAAAUUCCUGGCGACUCGGAAGCUACGACGUUUUCUCCGCGGCUCUCCGGGCCCCAUCACGAUCUCCACUGAUCGGCUACUCGCAAGGCGCCAUUAGCACUUCGACUGCCGAGACACAACCCAGCAAGCUCCACCUGCUUUGUUCGAAUAAUGGUAUUGAAGCAGAGGCUCUGCAUAAUGGUGGUUCACUGCUUCUUGAGCGGUUUCAGUCACGAUUAAGCUUGUUCAAAUCCGAGACAGGUCCUGAGGUUUCUGCGAGCCAGCUAUCAGAAGUACUGGGGAGCCAAGACUCGCUCACAAGCCUUCGCAGGCUAGUGUCGCAGUACUUAUCAUGCAAUCCUAAUGGCAUCGCUUUUUACCAAGCACACAACGCUCAACAAGACUCACAGCUAGAUCUAUCUUUGGAUGUUCGAACUGCGUGCGAGAGUUUCUGGCAGCCAAAUGUCCCGCAGAGUACUUGUGACCUUUUAACUUUUAUUGGCAAUCUUGGACAAAGAUUAUCAGCCAGAGAAGAGCAUCUAGGAGGACCCUUAUGUGGCUUCGGAAUGAAGCUCUCGGCUGAGAUUUGCGUUCCCACGAUUUCUCACCAAUACUUGAACAUGGGAUCCGAGAUCAACCACUGGAGCUCCAGCGAUCAAGGAAUAGGAGACAUAGUCCAGGUUCUAGGAACAUACAUGCGCCACUUCACCACGGAUCCUGAGUCAAACAAGCUUGACGUGAAGGACCGGGAGGCGCUCCUGAAGCUAUUAGUUGGCGACGUAGAUCAAGAAGAUCCCCCGACGGUUCGAUCGCUUAUACUCGAUUUGUUACAAGAUAAAUCCAGAGAGGACAUGGCGCAAAAAGCUUUGGACGCCUACCGAGCCUACAUAGUCCUGCUUGGUCAUUUGGGGGCGGCGGCCCUGCUCGAGCACGAAAUACACUUUUUUGCCGCUGGAGAGAUUGGAGGGUCAAGAGACGGAGAUAGACUAGAGGAUUCAGGACACCAACCAGACGCAACCGUUGCUGAGGCUUUUCAGGUUGCAAUAGACAAUUUAGCUGUGCCUCCAGACAAAGCUGUACUUCCGGCAAACCUCGACUUUGCCGGCUGUGUCAUGCUAGAUCUGAGGGCUAUCGGAAAUUAG
Messenger RNA from Fusarium venenatum, 1470 nucleotides. RefSeq lists its product as uncharacterized. The record is from RefSeq and is a predicted model, not a curated record. NCBI's taxonomy places the organism in Eukaryota, Fungi, Ascomycota, Sordariomycetes, Hypocreales, Nectriaceae.